Molecule: messenger RNA, 859 nt
Organism: Blepharisma stoltei
Lineage: Eukaryota; Ciliophora; Heterotrichea; Heterotrichida; Blepharismidae
Source: the annotation of a GenBank genome assembly
AUGAAAUGCAUUGUAAUCCCAAGGGUCACUUUUUCUUCGCAAAAUAAUUCUCCGGCUCGAAUUAAAUCUGCAGAUCCGACUCACAGAAGUUGUCUUGCAAAACAGUCUUUUAUAUCAAGGAUACGGAAGAAAGCGACUAUAGGAAUUGUGGGAAGUUUUGUGGAUUUGGGAGAGCUUAGUGUUGGCUCUGUUUGGUGUUCUGAGUGGUAGCUUGAAGUCUUGAUGUUAUCGCUCUUAAGUAGGAUAGGGCCAAUGUAACUCUACUGAAGAAUUUUCAGAACCAAAAAUACCUAAUGCUUCUUUUACUGCCCGUCAAAAAUCCAAGCAUCGGUGCUCUAGUAGUCUGCUUAUUGAGCAUCACGAAAGAUAUGAAUUCGCCCCUUCUAAAAAAAGAAGUAUAGAAAAACCCAAAAUUUUUAGCAUAACGCCCCAGCCUGCCACGCCAGAAAUGACGCCCAAAAAGUUGUCAGGAAUUUCAAAAAUUCAAAGUACAUAUGAUAUUAUAAAAGGUGUUAAACCAAACUUAUUACUAUAUAAGGUAAGGAGUGUCACUAAUAUCAGAAAAAAUAAAAUCUGCUUUAAAUCGCCUGGGCAUUAUGACUCAAAAAAAGUCCUGAAAAUAACUUCAACGGAAAUUAAAAAUAAAAAUUUUUUGGAAAAAAUUAAAUCUGCAAAUGACCAAAGUAUGAUAUUCUUUUUAUUAUAAAUAAUUAUAUAUAAAAAAACAAAAUUGUCUGUUAAUUUAUUUUUUUUAUUGAUAAUUAAUAGAAUAAUUCAGAAGGUUGACAACUUAUAUCGAUCAAAAGUUUUGAGAAAUCCAAAUUUAAUUGGGAUUAAUGCAAAAAACCAUAUACUUUAA